CUGGGUUAUUUACAGGUCCAAGAGGGUUUCUGAAGUCCGGAAUGGAAACCAAGCUCACAGAGGAGCAACUUCUAGGAAAGAGGACAAGGUGACGUUAGCGAGGUAGGACAGGUGAAGUUCAAGCAAACACGAAGCCUAAACUGCAUGACUGCACCAAGCCUGUCGUCCAGGCAUCUACCUGGAAAUCCACAUUCCAGCCAUAAUCCAUUUUCUUUCGUUUUAAAACUAAUUAAAUUAUUUUAAUUAGUUAUAAAUUAAUUUAAUGCUAUUGUUACACUAAUUCUAUCUACAUUUGUGAUGUUAUUAGUCAUACAGUUUCAUGUGUUUUCUUUUUUUUUUCGCAACCGUGUAGCAGGUUGCAUAUUACUAAACCUACACUUUCUCAUGCGUUAGAGUAAGAGCAUGCCUGUGUUGCCUGUCUGGUGAGCCACAGGCAAACAGGCAAAAGCUGUGUAUUAUUGGCAUAAAGUUAGGUCUGUUAUAUGCAACUUUAUCAUCUCUGAAAUGGGGUGGUGAUGGGUUUGUGGUGAUCACGAUUCGUAGAAAAAGAUUUAUAAUCUAUGAACGGAGCUACUGAUUCCACUUUUUGCUGAAAACAAGUAAGCAGCUGAUAGCCGAAUGAAUAUCAGCAGUUUUGAAGUCCUGAAUUUUUAAAUCGGACAUGUAAUUGAGUCAAACACAUCAAAAUGGUUGUCUUUUAUGCUUAUAUUCCAUAUGAGCCAUUUAAUGACAUUACAUCCUGCUGGACAAAACUCAUCUCACAAUCAUGUAAUAGCUAGCUGCCUAGUAGGUAAGUCAAAUACCAAUAUUACUAUAAUUUUUAACAGUAUUACUAUAACUAAUGUUGUUACAAAAAUAUUAGUAUUAGCAUACCUUUUUGUCAUCUUUUUGUACAUAAAACCUGAAACGCAUUGAACACGUAUUUAAAAACGGGUAUUGCUAAAUGAAUAUGUGUUAAAGUAUAUCAUCGUUAGGAGAGUAUUUAUAUGUGAAUAAACAAUUGUUCGUAUUUGAUUAUUACAAAUGAAACCUGUGUGAAUUUCAUGACGCAGAUCAACUUCAUAUGGAAUUUGAAUUGGGUGUAAUCAGUCAAUAUGCUUUGUAUCAAAGCUUCAGGCUGCUGUAGUGUAAUGUUGUUGGGGAUGUUUUCUUGGCACGCUUUGGGCCCCUAACUGAUUAUCAUUUAAAACCACAACCUACCUGUUUACUUUUGCUGACCAUGUCCAUCCCUUUAUGACCGAAGUGUACCCAUCUUCUCAUGGUUGCUUCGAGCAGGAUAAUGCACCAUGUCACCAAAACUAAUAAUAAUAAUAAUCUCAAACUGACCUCCACAGUCACAUGAUUUCAAGCCCGUAGUGCACCUUUGGGUUAUGCAACCGACACAUCGUUAGGCAAUGAUGCUACUAUAUCAGGAAAGUUUCCAAUACCUUACUGAAUUUAUGUCAUAAAGAAGCUCUGAAAUUAAUAAGUGGCCAACUCUGUACUAGCAAAGUGUACCUAAUGAAGUGGCUUUAGGGACAUUGUUUUACAAUGACCACGAUGCGGUGCUUGUCUGUUAACUCGGACCUUAUUAUCUUGAAUGAAGAAACAAACUAAUGCUUACUGUUCACGAAUACAUACAAGGUAGUAAAUAACUGAUGUUUCAUUUUUCUGGAAAGACGCGAUGCAUUGUUGCCACCCACAGUCCAACACUGACCUCUCCUGGUGCUCUCUUGUAGCACGCCACACAAUGACAUCACUGCGUCCUCGGUUGCUAGGUAAUUCUUCCGGAAGGACCAAGCCCGUAACGACGUCCUUUAGUGGUUUUGAGACCUUUUCUUCUUUAAACGUGUCGCUAAUUUUUUUUUAACGUAGUUACUAAUCUGUGUACAUGAAAUUACAUUUACAUAACAAAGACUUUUAUUGUGAAGAGGAGUUUGACUGUGCUGGGCGUUUUCGUCUCUGUCCAGCUUCACGUCGCCGGGAUCAUUAAAAAGCAGCUUGUUGGCGAUAAAAAACAGCUAGCAUGGAGGUAGCUUUCAGUCGCCAUCGCUGAUGGUGUGUUUCGCUGUGAGUUUAGCUCAGGGACAGUUUGUGGGUAUUGCAUCACUGACCGGAUGAUGUCCGCCCAGCCUCUGCGGCAGCAUCAGCAGCCCGGGGAGGAUUCAGCAGCUUGCUAACAGAGCCAGCCCGGCUAGCUGAUGCUGAUGACUGGCUGUUUCCUGGCAUUGACUUUCAGUGGGAGGCACCAUGUCCGGUAAGGUUAAGUGGGUGACAGAUAUUGAGAAAUCAGUGCUUAUCAACAACUUUGAGAAAAGGGAAUGGAUUCAAGUUACAGAAAACGACGACUGGAAUUUCUACUGGAUGAGCAUCCAGACCAUCAGGAAUGUGUUCAGCGUGGACACUGGUUACCGCCUGUCAGAUGACCAGAUGGUUAACCACUUCCCCAAUCAUUAUGAGCUGACUAGGAAGGACCUGAUGAUCAAGAACAUCAAACGCUAUCGCAAGGAGCUGGAGAAAGAAAGCAGUCCGUUAGCGGAGAAAGACGAGAAUGGAAAAUACAUUUAUCUGGAUUUCGUCCCGGUGACGUUCAUGCUUCCUGCUGAUUAUAACCUCUUUGUGGAGGAGUUUCGUAAGAAUCCAUCCAGCACCUGGAUAAUGAAGCCCUGCGGGAAGGCCCAGGGGAAAGGCAUCUUCCUCAUUAACAAGCUGUCCCAGAUUAAAAAGUGGUCGAGAGAUAGCCGCACCUCAACGUUUGUAGCAGCAUCUAGUGGCAAGGAAGCUUAUGUCAUCUCUCUGUACAUUGACAACCCUCUGCUGAUAGGGGGGAAGAAGUUUGACCUGCGUCUUUAUGUCCUGGUGACCACAUAUCGACCCCUGAAAUGCUACAUGUACAAGCUGGGCUUCUGCCGGUUCUGCACAGUGAAGUACACACCCAGCACCAGCGAACUGGACAACAUGUUUGUGCACCUCACUAACGUGGCCAUCCAAAAACAUGGGGAUGACUACAACCAUGUCCAUGGAGGGAAGUGGACUGUCAGUAACCUCCGUUUGUACUUAGAGAGCACCAGAGGAAAGGAGGUGACAAACAGGUUGUUUGACCAGAUCCACUGGAUCGUGGUGCAGUCACUGAAGGCUGUAGCUCCUGUGAUGAACAAUGACAAGCACUGUUUCGAGUGUUACGGGUAUGACAUCAUUAUUGAUGACAAGUUGAAGCCAUGGCUUAUUGAGGUCAACGCCUCUCCCUCGUUGACAUCCAGCACAGCCAAUGACCGCAUCCUUAAGUACAACCUCAUCAAUGACACCCUCAACAUCGUAACACCCAAUGGGGAUAUUCCGGACUGCCGCUGGAAUCGGAGUCCGCCUAGAGAGGCCCUGGGCAACUAUCAAGUCCUGUAUGACGAAGAGCAGGCGCAGAGCGAGAAUGCUGAGCGUGACCUGCGGAGCCGUUCCGGUCAGUCACUUGGGUCAAAGGGCACUAAGGGGAGUGCAGGCGUUCGCCCCACUGCCGCCACCUGGAAGUGAAGCGAUAAUUUUUCUCUAAAAUUGACUUCCUGUACAACACUCCAGGGACCUUCUGUGGUGAACCACUUGGACUUCUUUUUUUAGCACAUUGGACAGAUGCUCCCUCCGUCCAGAUUUCACUGACUGUGGCACAGGGAGCAAUGGCACUGCUGCUCAGUGGAGGAAAAUCAGCUAUAUGCUCACAUUGAGAAGGUUGAAAAGCUUGUGUUUGUCACUGUUUAUAUGAAUGUAAAACAAAAUAAGUGGAACUGACAGUGCUCUGACAGGUUUAAGGUCAAAUCAAGUAGGUCAAAUAUCACAUACAGCAGCGGUUUCCACACUUAAGACAAGUGCUGAUGAAAUCUUCGGAGAUGGACAUGAAGGAUUACUAUGCAUGACAUUGGAUUGCUGACACUUUAACUUGACCUUCCACACCGGUGCUAAUGAGAACAUACACUGUAUGGUAAUGAAGUGGUAUAAAGUUAUCAAAUAGAAGUGAUUUAAAGAUUUAAUUUAUUAAAAGGCAGUCGAUAGGCAGAAUUAGCAGUACUAAAUGUUAACAGACUUUAUUCAUUUUUUGUACGUUCAUUAUCAGUAUGUUUUGCGGGGUUUUGAUGAUUGUAUUCCUCUUGCACUUUAUUUCUUUACAUGUGCUUUAAAAAGUAUGUCUCAUUUCGAGUCUGACCCGUUGUCACAUCUGCUGAAAAUUUAAAUGCUAAUUAUAUGUGUUGGGAUGUUUUCUUAUUGCCUGCUCAUUUCCUUCAACUACUAAAAAACUGAAACACUGAUAACUGGAUUUGGGGCUAAAUGAUAUUGGCGACAAGCUGAGAAAUAAAUCUUGGUCUUUUAAAAUAAAGUUACAAAACUCCCUCUUACCUUACUGAUUCUGUUUUGGGCUGCUGCUAACAUUUUUUCUGUAAUUUUUUACUUUUUCCAUGAAUUCACUAAUGACUUUGCCUGUGAAAUGAUAUAAGAUGUAUUAAAAUGAAUUACAGAAGGUGUAACUUGAAAAGGUUUUCAAAAGUUCUGCAUUUAUUACUACUUCCACUUCUAAUUCAAGUCAACAAUCAGGAGUAUUAUCCAUGAUCAUUUUCUCCAAAAAGCAACGAAAAGACAGUGAAAGGGUUUAGAUAAUAGUGUCUGCCAUCAAAUUGUGAUUAAACAAGGUUGAAACAGUAUGAUUCAGCUCUGUCCUGACACAGUGUCCUUUGUGCUGUUUUCUGUGUAAUUAAAUGCUGCUUUUCUUUA
This is a messenger RNA of Haplochromis burtoni (Burton's mouthbrooder), 4731 nucleotides long. It is a transcript of the gene ttll1, whose product is annotated as tubulin tyrosine ligase-like family, member 1. The record is from RefSeq and is a predicted model, not a curated record. Bases 2230 to 3504 code for a protein of 424 amino acids. NCBI's taxonomy places the organism in Eukaryota, Metazoa, Chordata, Actinopteri, Cichliformes, Cichlidae. The transcript has 10 exons. Gene Ontology annotation, molecular function: tubulin binding; tubulin-glutamic acid ligase activity. Gene Ontology annotation, cellular component: cilium. Gene Ontology annotation, biological process: protein polyglutamylation; microtubule cytoskeleton organization.